AUGAGAUUUGCCUUUGUGUUAUCACUUAUCAAUAUUUUGCACCAGCUGAGCCACAAUGAGGCGAUUUUUCCGGGCAACAUAGCCAACCAAUAUUAUCUGAACAAGCAGCGUUUCAUGCUGGAGAUUCUGCAUCAUGUGCAAGAGCCUCUGCUACACGAGCAGUGGAUAGCAUUGGGUCAGCAAAUUGUCAGCGAUAAAAGUCAAUAUGUGCACUACAACGAUCAUAUGCGGCAGUUCUAUCAGUACCUAAGCACGGGACGUCUAUUGCCCAGGGACGUAUACUAUAAUCCACAGCAGCCGGAGCAUUAUCGGGAAACCUUGGGUCUCUUUCACUUCUUCUACAACACGCGCGAAUGGAGCACUCUCAUGCAGAACAUAUGCUGGGCUAGGCUGCAUGUGAAUCCGGCUCUCUUUCUGCACGCUCUGAUGCAAACCAUGCUCAAGCGAGAGGAUUACCAACCUCUGAUUAUGCCCAAGAUCUAUGAGCUGCUGCCGGCGCCCUAUCAUAGUGAGCGGGUAGUGCGGGAAGCGAGCAAGUUUAACUAUAUCAAUUGGAUCAGGCAACAUCUGAUGGGCAGUGGGAACGAGAGUCACGUACAACUGGUGCUGCCCAAGAGGCUGCUGCCCACAAACAUGACAGGAGACCUGCGCGGUAGUACGAGCAAGUGGUCCGAAGCAAUGUCUGAAGUGCAGGUUUUAAGCUUGACGGCAACAAACUUAGCUGAACAAAAACUUGGCCACCUAAUCGAAGACCACGGCUGGUUGGCAUAUUGGUACUACAUCAACAUGGGCGUGACUCUACAGCAGCAACAGCCGGAAACUGCGCGAAUUCGGGAUUGGUGGUACUGGCGUUUGGGUCAGAUACUGGCUCGCUACAAGCUGGAACGCUACGGACAGCGAAUGGAAUACAAACGCUUGUCCAUGCAGGAGCAAGGGAAAUAUCACUGGCUGACUUGGCAGAGUCAACGCUAUCAGCCAGAGAGUGAGGCCACGCGGCAGCAUCUUACAGAUUUGCUGCACCAACUGCAGCUGGACGUGGAGCAAUCGAUUGCCACACAAAGUUAUCGUCUAUCCAACGGCACAGUGCUCGAUCUGCGCAAGGAUCAGAACUGGCUUUUGGGUCUAGAUGAGCUCUUUCCAUACGAUUUGAGUCAACUGCAGCUGCCAUUCGCUGGACAGUCGCAGCAGCUAUUGGAGCUGCACACAAUGCUACGGGAGCCCAACUUUUACUCAUAUGCCGAUCGAUUAAUCCGUGCCUAUCGAUCCUAUCGCACUGAGUUUCAACCGAGCUACCAUCAGUCCGUGAGACCUAUCGGUAUGAGCAUUCAGGAGGUUUUAGUUGAUCCGCUGAUCACAUUUGACGAGCCCGUUGAUGUGGAUCUCAGCAACGUACUGCAUGCAAGAAACUUUUUCUAUGAGAAGCAUUUUAUGUGGCCACACAGUCUGCAAGCUCGAAGACAUCGAUUGCAGCAGCAACCUUUUGCGAUCACUUUCCACUUGGAAAGCAAUAGGACGCAGUCAGUUAUUCUGCGAACGUAUCUCACCACAUCCGGGGGCGCCAUCAAUGAGGAGCCCUUUUACCAGUUGGAUUCUUUUCUAACUAUACUUUAUAAGGGCAAUAAUACAAUACGGCGAGCGUCUAGAGACUUUCUAGGCAACAUCGGCGAUCACAUUAGCUUUACAGAGCUCUAUCAUUACCUGAGCUUGGCGGAACAGGAACAAUAUGACUUUCCUCUGAACAUAACCACACCAAGUUGCGGCUUUCCCAGACGUCUGAUCUUGCCCCGAGGCGGCACGGCAAAACCGCUCUCCAUGCGACUCCUGAUACUGGCCACGCCCUAUACCUAUAAGGCGAGGCAGGGCCAAGAGAUGUACUGUGACUUUGGUGACGGCAUCAGCAGCUGGGAUGAGUUGCCCCACGGUUAUCCCUUCGAAAGGUUUGUCGAGCCACUGGAGCUCCUCGGAUCGCACACCUUUUGGCAAGCAGUCGAGUUGCAACACAAGGGUUACAACGAAGUUGAGAACUGAUCGUUUGGCUCAUAUUAGGCCCAGUCGAUUAGAAAACUCGCUGCGAGGUUCCACCCCUUCUUAGAAGCC
Molecule: messenger RNA, 2097 nt
Organism: Drosophila novamexicana
Lineage: Eukaryota; Metazoa; Arthropoda; Insecta; Diptera; Drosophilidae
Product: larval serum protein 1 alpha chain
Exons: 3
Coding region: 1-2028 (675 amino acids)
Source: RefSeq, a predicted model, not a curated record